GUUAUUAUUCAUAUUCAGACACUGUUUUAUUGAGGAUGUUGUCUGAAAUGGACAUGUCGUGUAAUAACGACAUCGCAAAGGGGAAGCGCACAAAGCGGCGUCUGAGGCCUUUGUCGCCUUGUGCCGUUGCUGCCAUGACUUCUAGCUGCUCAAGUGCUUCCGGUGGCGGCGGCGGCGGCGACUAUGGCUCGUUUUCAUCCAACACCUUUGAGGAAGAAGAAGACAUGGCUAAUUGCUUGAUUCUCCUUGCCCAAGGAAGAGGAAGAGAAAGAGAAAGAGAAAAUCUUCAUCAUCAUAAGCACCAAACUGAAGAAGAUAAGACAACAGAGAUUGGUACCAAAAUUGGUUUCUAUAUUUAUGAGUGCAAAACUUGCAACAGAACAUUCCCUUCUUUUCAAGCACUGGGUGGUCACAGGGCAAGUCAUAAGAAGCCAAAGUUGACGCCGCCGCCGGAGGAAAAGAAACCACCGCAACCGCCGCCGCUGGUGGUGCAACCAAUCACGAGUUGUGAGUUUGAAGAAGCAAAGCCAACCCAUGUGAAGAUUAGCCCUUUGGUUUCCCUUCAGUUAGGGUGCGGUAAUAGUAAUAAUAAUAAUAAUAAUAAUAACAGAGGUAAUUUCCAUGGAAAUCACAAGCCCAAGAUUCAUGAGUGUUCCAUUUGUGGUUCUGAAUUCACAUCUGGACAAGCAUUGGGUGGACAUAUGAGGAGGCACAGAGCAUCUGCUCAGACAACUUGUGUGGAAAUUAAGCCUCGGAAUGUUCUAGAUUUGGAUCUUAACCUUCCGGCGCCGGAGGAUGAUCUCCGGGAUUCGAAGUUUCAGUUUCCGGCGACCCAAAAAUCUUUAGCGCUGUCUGCUGCUCCGGCUUUGGUGGGUUGCCAUUAUUAGGCCAGCCAGGGUGGGGAAUUUGGAAUUGGAUCAAAGG
Molecule: messenger RNA, 924 nt
Organism: Gastrolobium bilobum
Lineage: Eukaryota; Viridiplantae; Streptophyta; Magnoliopsida; Fabales; Fabaceae
Product: zinc finger protein ZAT5-like
Exons: 1
Coding region: 36-887 (283 amino acids)
Source: RefSeq, a predicted model, not a curated record